GUUAUUUAAAUAAAUAACUUAGUGAAUAUUAAAAACAAUAUAUUUUAGUGGAAAAAUUAAGUUUUUGUUUUUAAGAAAACGAACACAUAAGCAUAUACAUAUAUAUAAAAAUAUUUAACCAUGACAGCCGACAGUGUUCCAGAAAUAAGAGAAUUAUCACCCGAAUUGACAAAAGUAGCUAGAAAUGAAUUAAAUGAAGAUCCUCUUAGAAUUGCAAGUGAUUUGGAACAAUUGAAAGAAUGGCUUAUCAAACAACCGCAUAUUAAAGCAAGAAAAGAUGACCAAUUUUUAAUAGCAUUCCUUAGAGGUUGUAAGAAUAGUAUAGAACGUGCAAAAGAAAAAUUAGAUGCAUAUUAUACUUAUAGGACAACAGCUCCAGAAUUUUACGCAAUACGUGAUCCCUUCGAUAAAAAAAUAUUAGAAAUUUUGGAAAAAGGAGUUGUUAUACCAUUUCCUGAUGCACUAUCAGAUGGCAGUAGAGUUCUUAUUAAUCGAAUGUGUUUAUUUGAUCCGAAACAUUUUGAUAUGAAUGAAGUUGCGAAAGUUGGUUUUAUGAUAGGAGAUCAACUAUUAGUCGAAGAUGAUAAUUUUGUUGUUUGUGGAACCGUUGUGAUAGUUGAUGUUAAAGAUUUAUCUCUUGCUCAUGGAGCACAAUUUACUCCAACAUUUGUGAAGAAAAUGGCUCAAUUCGUUCAAGAUGCAUAUCCAUUUCGAUUGAAAGCCAUCCAUUUUGUUAAUGUUCCCUCAGCUUUUGAUUUCUUUUUUAAACUUUUAAGUGGAUUUUUAAGUGAAAAAAUAAGAAAAAGACUUUUUGUUCAUGAUAAUGUUGCAGAACUAGAAAAGCAUAUACCAAAAAAAUUACUUCCAAAUGAAUAUGGAGGUGAUAACGGUUCAAUUAACUUAUGGAUUUGUAAGUGGAAAGAUGAUUUGUUAUCAAAACGAGAAUGGUUCUUGGACGAUGAACAGUACAAAACUGAUGAAUCGAAGCGGAUAGGACCAGUUAAGAAUCCAGAAUUAUUAUUUGGUUUUGAUGGAUCAUUUAGAAAAUUAGAAGUCGAUUAAUAAUGUAUUUAAAAGAAAAAUAUUUAAAAUCCAAAAUUCAGAAAAAAUUGUUAUCAUUAAAACGUAAGCAAAAAACGCUGUAAUAAGAAAAUAGAAACAAGAAAUUUAAUGUAUUUAAUUUUGUGUGUUCUAAGUAAUCUAAGUGAUUAAAUUCGAUUUUUAUGUAAACAAAUUUUUCUAAUUACAAUAUUCAUUUUACAUUUAAACGAGUAUUGGGGUGAUAAGUAUUCAAUUAUCUCAUGAAUUUUUAUUAUAAUGCGCUUUUGUGUAGAUUGUGUUUUAUUUUUAGUAAUUUAUACAAAUUUUACUUUGUAUAAAAUAUUAUUCACCCAUA
Molecule: messenger RNA, 1396 nt
Organism: Condylostylus longicornis
Lineage: Eukaryota; Metazoa; Arthropoda; Insecta; Diptera; Dolichopodidae
Product: retinol-binding protein pinta-like
Exons: 6
Coding region: 121-1062 (313 amino acids)
Cellular component (GO): membrane
Molecular function (GO): phosphatidylinositol bisphosphate binding
Source: RefSeq, a predicted model, not a curated record